Messenger RNA from Brassicogethes aeneus, 3044 nucleotides. The record is from the annotation of a GenBank genome assembly. NCBI's taxonomy places the organism in Eukaryota, Metazoa, Arthropoda, Insecta, Coleoptera, Nitidulidae.
AGUGAAGAUGUCUGGAGUUUUUGGUUAUAGUCGGGAAGCUGUCAGAGUUAAAGUUAAGAAAUGUGAAGGAACACAGCCCCCUGAACUACGAAAGUUCAGUGUGGAUCCACAAAUUACAUCGUUUGAAGUUCUGCAAAGCAUUUUAGCCAAAGCAUUUGAUUUAAAAGGAGAAUUUACUGUUUACUAUAAAGUUAAUGAUGUCAGUGGUUUUGAAUCUUACAUGCCUUUACUUUCAGAUUGGGAUUUGGAUGCAGCAUUUUUAAAAACUCACAAUCUAUCAGUUAUCACAAAUUCAGAGCCGUGUCUUUGUUUGCGAGUGGAUUUAAGGCCUUUUGAAGAAUAUUCAGAUGAUUGGCAGAUUAAACACAAUGCUCCAAUUACCACUCAAAUUAAAAAUAUUCAGGAAAUUAAAAGUUCUCAACGGUUGCAUGGAAUUUUUAAUCAGAUGGGCAAAACACUCAAUUUGGUGCAAAAAGCCUUUAACUUUGGAGAAGAUGGCGCCACUUCAUUUAUUCAACCACCACGACCACCUCUAUCUGAUGCUGAAUUUCGGAAAUUUCUUGAUCCAGUUGGACAAAUAGGUCAUGCCAAAGAGCUCCGUUCGGUGAUCUACUUCGGAGGCAUCGAACCGAGUUUGCGGAAGGUCGUGUGGAAACACUUGCUGAACGUUUAUCCGCACGGCAUGACCGGCAGGGAGCGCAUGGACUACAUCAAGAAGAAAGCGCUCGAGUACGAGGGACUGCGCGAAGCGUGGAAAACCGCCAUCGCGCAGGGCCCGGUGCUCGGAGAGCUGGCCUACACCACCGGAAUGGUAAGGAAAGACGUCCUCAGAACCGACAGGCAUCAUCCGUACUACGCGGGCAGCGACGAUAACCAACAUAUUGCUUCCUUAUUUAAUAUUCUUACCACAUAUGCUUUAAAUCACCCAAAGGUCAGCUACUGCCAAGGUAUGAGUGAUUUGGCUUCUCCUCUGUUGGUGACCAUGGAUGAUGAAGCGCAUGCUUACAUUUGUUUUUGCGCUCUUAUGGAACGAUUGUGUACGAAUUUCAUGAUAGACGGUAUCGCAAUGACGCAAAAGUUUACGCAUCUAGCCGAGGGACUGAUGUACUACGAUCCAGAGCUUUAUAGUUACCUAAAAAUGCAUCAGGCCGACGACUUAUUGUUUUGCUACCGAUGGUUAUUAUUAGAAAUGAAAAGGGAGUUUGCCUUCGAGGAUUCGCUGAGAAUGUUGGAAGUGUUGUGGAGCUCGCUUCCCGCAGAUCCUCCUGAAAAAGAGCUAAAAUUAUUCGAUACACAAUUUCAGCCGCUUCAAAAAUCCACUCCGCCAAUCAGCCCUUUAGUUAAAACCCCCCGCGAGAAUGCCUACACGAAAGUUUGCGCCCUGCGCAGACAAAGUUCCUCCGUGUCGCUCAUAAAUUACACGGGUAAGAAAGUGAACACGGUUAAAAGGCAAAAUCAUAGCUUGGACGAGACCAUCGGUAGAUGCAGAAACAACAUUCUCGACGGCAAAAAUAAACAUCAAAGUUUGGACGACGCCGCAUUAAUAAACAAAUCUCCGCAACACAAAUCCCUCAAAGACAAUUCCUUCGAGUCUCCUAGCAAAUCGCAACUGCGGCCUAGAUCGGUUUCACCGCUCGAACAGAAAUCGGAUUCGGUCCUUCUCAACAACCGCAUCAAUUCCACUCAACUGGUCGCGAAAUCGAAAGCGGCCAGCCUCUCUUCCAGCAUGUCGAAUCUAAUCAAAAACAACAAAAAGGCGGGGCAUUUUAAAGACCUGAAAGAUCGGAUAGCCGCCGCCAAAUUGUUCUCCUCGUUGGAUCGCCUGGAUAACUCCAACCAAUCGAUAAAAGAGGAGACGGAGAGAAGACCUAAAACCAAGAUGGUUAAGAAUCUGAACGAAUUCUUGAACUUUGCGACCGUCAACAAAAACAAAAUUUCCGAUAAACUGUCUUCGAUGAGCAGCAUCGAUAGCAGUACGAACGAUAAACCGAAAAUUUUGCUCACCAAAUCGAGUUUCGACGAUUCCGAAAGUUCCAGUUUUGAUCGUAACUCUUCCAUGAGAAAUUACUCAUCAGCUUCGAAUAGUUGCGAUGAUACGUUCGACGAAUGCAGCCCUGACGACUCGCAGGAGUAUUUCCCGUUGACCACUUCCGUCACUAGAGAGUUGAAAUUGGAAAUGGAAAAUUUGGACAGGAAAGUUUUCGGGGAUAAAUUUAUCGGAAGGCUUUCGGAAUCGCCGUCCAGUGAAUGCAACAGCGAGAUGCUCAAAACGGAGAAAGAUGUUUCCACUAAGCCUGAGCUAAAUGUGGAGGAUAAACAACGUGAUGACAUAUUUAUUUGGGAAAACCCACUGCAUCAAACGAGCCCGAAUGUUGGGAAAAACAUUCCGAACUACAUGCCCACCCCUGACGAGCAAGCCGACAUCGAGUUCGACGACGACACGCCGACAAUCGUGAACGAAACUUCGGCGACCAAGACUGUAACACCAAUCAAAAUCCUUAACGUAACCCAGCCGACCAAAUCGACGAUUAUAGAAAGUAAAACGAACGAAGAGGAAAUCGUUCCGACUGCGAAAAUGGACAAUAUAACUGUGAACGGGGUUGUGAACAUGACGAAUUCUUGCGAGGAGGUGACGGAGCUGAUAAAUCGUCAAUCCUCGAAGUUGCUUCCGCCUCCGAACGAAUUCGGCGGCGGCAAUCCUUUCCUGAUGUUUUUGUGUAUAACUGUGCUGCUGCAGCACAGAGAUCACAUCAUCAGCACGGCCAUGGACUAUAACGAGAUGGCGAUGCAUUUCGAUAAAAUGGUGAGGAAACACAAUGUUAUACGAGUUUUGAAUCAGGCCAGGCAGAUGUACGCUAGGUACAUCAAACAGCAUACCAUUGCACUGCAAAAAAUUGAUUUCAAACACGAGGACUGUUAAUUUUUUUAUUCAUUUUCAUUCUCUACACUUACUUACUGUGAUAUUUUGUUUUUAUAUUUACUUAUUAGUAUUAUGGACUAUGUUAUUUUUUUGGUUUAUUUAAUAAAUUGUGCCUAUGACAAAC